Messenger RNA from Phytophthora infestans T30-4, 888 nucleotides. RefSeq lists its product as uncharacterized. The transcript has 6 exons. The record is from RefSeq and is a predicted model, not a curated record. NCBI's taxonomy places the organism in Eukaryota, Oomycota, Peronosporomycetes, Peronosporales, Peronosporaceae. Gene Ontology annotation, molecular function: zinc ion binding; nucleic acid binding. Bases 1 to 888 code for a protein of 295 amino acids.
AUGCCCAUGUGUUACGGCACGAAGGACGCCGACGUAGCGAAUUACAUGUUCAGCGCGCGGCUGUACUUUGAGUCGAAGAAUAUCCAGUACGGUGACCAAUCUUCACAGCAACGGCCUUUGGCAUUGCUGGUGGCCAAUCUCAAAGGCCCCGCUGCUGCGUGGUACCGUGAAGUUGCUGACGAGCGUAAAAACGUUGCCUGCCUUGAAGACUACGUUUCCAGCUUUCGCAACAUUAUCUGCAAAGUGGAGGACAUGUCAGACAUCGACAAGGUCAUGCACUUCCAGAAGGGGCUCUCGGUAGAGAUCCGUCAAGAAGUCAAGCUGCGCCAAUUCCGCAACACGACCGAUGCCAUCUCGUUUGCGCUGAUGUACGACCGCACCCACUCCGUCGCAUCCGUCGAAGAACCGACGCCGAUGGAGAUUGGCAGUUCAUGGUUUGUGUCACGUGAUGAGUGCAUGCGAAACAGCUUGUGUUUCUAUUGCAAGGAACCAGGUCAUCGUUUAUCCAGUUGCCCCAAGCGUCAAGGUCGCAAUGCCUCGCACGAGGGCGACGACGACAGCAGUGACGAGGUGGAAGUAAUGCAGAGCAUGCAGCUGAACAUGGUGGCUGCGCGGCUGAAUGAUUCGGUCUCAUCGUCCCAAGGACUGUUGCGGCUGGAUGGAGUGAUGAACGAACAGCCUGUACGGAUCCUUAUCGACAGCGGCGCCGAGCAGAACGUCGUGCGUCCCGGUCUUGCUCGACAUGUCGUCGAUGCCGCCAAGGUCACGGCGGAGCGCUUUGACGGCUCUACCACACCGACUCGUGUGGCGCAACGUUGUUUGGAGUCGCUGACCUUUGCGGGUCGUGCCUUCAGUGAUGUCCCUCUCAUUGAGUGGGAAGUAUAUUGA